AUGGGGUUGAUUCAACAGGCCAUGAAGGAUAGUGACUUCCCCAGGCAGCAGAGGUUGGCUGAAGGCGAAGAACCCAGACGCCAUCCACGCACCUCUUUGUCAGGCUGGGUGCUUACCAGCUGCGGACAUAGAAAACUAAGACUUCAUACCAGGUUGGUGUGGUUCACAAACCAACAGAAAAGGGUUUACCACGGUUUACAAGAUUUAUAUAACCUGAAAAUAAAUGCUUUGUUUGCUUUCGCAGUUCAUCCCGAAUGCAGCUGCCAAUCAGUAAGGAGGACAAACCAGGUAAUGCUAAAGUUUCAGUUUGUCUUGAAGUUGAAUGA
Coregonus sp. 'balchen' is the source of this 326-nucleotide messenger RNA. The record is from the annotation of a GenBank genome assembly. Lineage: Eukaryota; Metazoa; Chordata; Actinopteri; Salmoniformes; Salmonidae.